AUUCACCUGAUUCACCUGUUGUCUCUCUCUCUCUCUCCCUCCUCCUUCAUUCAGGCUUCAGACUCCUCUGCAAAACCCAAUAGCGACACUACAAAACACAACCAGAGAAGAGAAACAAGCAGAUUCACACAAACCAAUUUCUAGAGAGAGAGAGAGAGAGAGGAUCAUACAAUUGAGCCGCAUAUAUACACACAUUUUUAUACACACACAUAUGUAUAUAUAAGCUGUGAAGUGGGAAGAAUGGCGUUCCAGGGAUUUGGGAAGAACUCAGGUCCAAGUGCAGCCCCCACAUCACAAAACCCUUUUCCCCACUUCCCUCGCCCUCCUUCCUCAACUCCUCCUUUCUCCGCUUCUCCCCUUCAACGAUCUCCCACGGAACUUGAAGCUCCAGAGAGAACAUAUUCGCCACCAUCACAUUUUCAAAGCAGCCGCUUUGUAAUGGGUCCUGCUUAUCCUUCUUCAGCAGUACUUAGGCCCAUUGAGUCUUCUCCUAAAGCAGGUGACACCGGGCAAAAAUCUUUCUAUAGUUAUGAUGCCCAAACUCAUCAAAGGCCUUCUGCAGUCACUUCAUUUCUUGAUUCACAAAAUUCUGGAGCUUACGUCCCUGCCAAAAUUACGUCACUUCAAGACCUGAAAAGAACCAGACCACCUCAGUUGCUGUCUACUGAUGAAGAUGGUGUGAGAAACACUAGAAGGGGCAGUACGAGGCCUUCAGAUUCGCUCUUCAAUGAUCAUAGGCAGGCUGUACCUCAGAGGCCACGACCACCUUCUUUUUUCCCAGAAAACUAUCAUUCUGUUGACAAUUUUGGUCCUUUUGUUGAAACUCAGAGAACUGCCGUAUCUCCCCCUGUAUGGGGUAACCAGGCAAAGUUGCCGAGCAAUUUUAGCAACUCAUGGACACGCCAAGACCAGCCUGCAGUCUUACCUUAUGAUUCUAGAAAAAAAUUUGCAACCAAGAAUGUGGAUGCUCAGGCCCCAAAAAGAACCAGGUCCCCACCUAUACCAUCUGCAGAUGAAGUUUCCCAGGAAAAUUCUCAUUUUAGUCGAAAUGAUUCUAAAAGACCUUCUCCAUCACCUCCUAGAUUGGGCACAAGAUCAAAUAAUCUUUCCAAAGCUCCUGAUUCCGAAACUCCUUAUAUGCCCCUGCCAUCUGCACGGAGUAUUGACGAUAAAACUGCUUCAACUAAGCCCACCAACUUUCCAGUUCCCAAAAGAACUAGAUCACCUCCUUUGCCUUCAACUGAUCAAGUCUUUCAGGGCAACUCUUCUGCUCAAGAUGACAUUGAACGAGAAAUGCAAGCCAAAGCAAAGCGAUUAGCCCGCUUCAAGGUGGAACUUAGCCAACCUGUUGAAAGCACUUCUGGCAUUGGAAACCAAAAGUUUUUUGUGAAUAAGCAUGAUCAGCCUUUGACAGAAAGGCGAAAAACGUUGGGGGAACAUUCUACGGACAUGGCUUCCGAUGGCAAUGUUCUGCCUGAUUAUGAAGGACUGGAAUCAUCUACUAUUAUAAUUGGAUUAUGUCCAGAUAUGUGUCCAGAAUCUGAAAGAGCAGAGAGAGAGAGGAAAGGGGAUCUUGAUCAAUAUGAACGCUUGGAUGGAGAUAGAAAUCAAACCAGCAAGUCCCUCGCUGUUAAGAAGUAUACUAGGACAGCAGAGAGGGAAGCAGACUUGAUAAGACCCAUGCCAAUCCUGCAGAUGACAAUUGAUUAUCUUCUGUAUUUGCUAGACCAUCCUUAUGAUGACAAGUUUCUUGGUUUAUAUAACUUCUUGUGGGAUAGGAUGAGGGCAAUUCGGAUGGAUCUGAGGAUGCAACACAUUUUUAACCUUGAUGCUAUUACCAUGUUGGAGCAAAUGAUAAGACUUCACAUAGUAGCCAUGCAUGAAUUAUGUGAAUAUACAAAAGGAGAAGGCUUUUCGGAGGGAUUUGAUGCACACCUUAACAUUGAACAGAUGAACAAAACUUCUGUUGAAUUGUUUCAAUUGUAUGACGACCACAGGAAGAAAGGAAUGCAGGUGCCAACGGAGAAAGAAUUUCGAGGUUAUUACGCGCUUCUCAAGCUGGACAAACAUCCUGGAUACAAAGUUGAACCUGCAGAGCUCUCGCUUGAUCUUUCCAAGAUGACACCGGAGAUAAGGCAAACCCCAGAAAUAUUAUUUGCCCGUGAUGUAGCAAGAGCCUGCAGAACUGGUAAUUUUAUAGCUUUCUUUCGACUUGCAAGAAAAGCGAGUUACCUCCAAGCAUGCCUAAUGCAUGCUCACUUUGCAAAGUUGCGAACCCAAGCACUUGCUUCUCUACAUUGUGGUGUACAAAAUAACCAAGGUAUCCCUGUCACACAUGUUGCCAAAUGGCUUGCAAUGGAGGAAGACAACAUAGAAAACCUGUUGGAGUAUCAUGGCUUUGUGAUAAAGGAAUUUGAAGAGCCAUAUAUGGUGAAGGAAGGGCUAUUUCUCAACAGUGAUAAUGACUAUCCAGUGAAGUGUUCGAAACUUGUUCAUAUGAAGAAGUCACGAAGGAUAGUUGAGGAUGUUUCAUCUCCUCAUACAAUAGUGUCAUUACCUGCUGAAGAAGAAAGAGAGGUCCAGUUGGUUAAGGUCUACGAGAAGGAAUCAAAACCUGUUCAAUUCAAUGGGACAGAAAGUCAUGCCCAGGUCAUUGAUGAGGAAAUGGAUGAUUAUGAAGCCGUGCCAUCCCCAAAAGAUGGAACACAAGUGAAGCCCAUGGUCAAACCAUUAGUAAUUGGUCAACAGAGUGAAGAUGUCUUUCGGAUAGAUACCAUAAGUCCCUUGGCACGGGAUUUCUCCUUGGCACAUAAUUCCCCUAAAUCUCAGCAAGCUAGAGUUGGAAGCAUGGGGAAACCAAAUUUUGAUCCCGUCUUCCGAAACUCUCUGGAGAGAAAAACACAUUCUGACACAAAAGCCGUUCCAUUGGAAAUCAUGUCGGAAAGAGUUGGCCAAGAAAAAAUUGCAAGUUUUGAAUUUGAUUCUGCUAUGGAAAAUUAUGUCCCUCAGAAAGUGUUUAUCGAAGAUUUGGAAGAUGAAGAGCAUACAUAUGAUCAAGAUGUUGAAACCGAGGAAGUUGAGCCUAGUUAUCAUGAUGAGGAAGCUGCUGAGGCAAAACUCAAACUGAUCUUCAGAUUAUGGAAGCGUCGUUCAUCAAAGAAAAGAGAGUUACGUGAACAAAGGCAGUUCUCUGCUAUGGCCGCGUUAAAUUCACUAUCGAUGGGCCCAAGAAUUCGACAGAACAUUGAUCAACCAAGCACUUCUGGUGUGUUCAACAUCAACCGUGUUAUGCAUGAAAGAUACGAAAGACAUGAAAGAUCAUGGUCAAGGCUAAAUGUUUCAGAUGUGAUAGCUGCUACACUUAAUGAAAGAAACCCGGCUGCCAAAUGUUUUUGCUGGAAAAUAAUUUUAUGCUCUCAGACAGACAAUCCAGAUGGCGACAGGCUGCAGCAAUCGAGUCAGGUUGCUCAUUUUACUGCAGGCUCCUGGUUGCAUUCUAAGCUCAUUCCUACCAGCAAAGGUGAUGAUGAUGUAAUAAUUUCAUCCCCGGGCCUGUCAAUAUGGAAGAAAUGGGUUCCCAGCCAAUCUGGUGGUGACACCACGUGCUGUUUGUCUAUCGUCAGGGAUGCAAAACUUGAUGAUACGAAUGAGAUAUUAUUAGGUGCAAAUGCAGCUCUUUUCCUUGUAUCUGGAAGCAUCUCAUUGGAGAUCCAAAAGUUUCGGCUCCAUAACCUUCUUAUGUCUUUACCUUCUGGUUCCCAGUUGCCCCUUCUAAUCGUAAUAGACUCGUAUGAAGAAAAUUCAGAUUCUUCAUCCAUCAUGGCUGAACGAUUGGGGCUCCAUGACAUUGACAAUUCACGGGUAAAUAAAAUUUCGGUUGUUUUCCUUGCGAAGAACCAGCAAUUGGAAGAGUUUGAUGGGUUUUUCAGUGAUGAGCAAUUGAGAGGGGGAUUGCAGUGGCUCGCAAGCCAAUCACCCUUACAACCUAUUGUUAGUUGUGUAAAUACGCGUGAACUGACUUUGACCCACUUGAAUUCUUCGCUGAAGGUGCUUGACGAGAUGAGCGAUUAUGAAGUAGGUCCGGACCACUGUAUAUCGGCCUUUAACGAAGCCUUGCAUCGAACAGUGGGAAAGGUUGCUGCUGCAGCUGAUGCAAAUCCUGCCUCUUGGCCUUGUUCUGAGAUUGCUUUGCUGGAGAAGACUAGCAAGGAGUAUGAAGCGGUGAAAUUAUAUCUGCCAGACAUCGGAUGGAGUUCGUCAGCAAGAAUUGAAUUGCUUAUUUGUGCUCUAAGAGACUGUCGACUUCCUUCAUUUCAUGACGACAUAUCUUGGCUCUACAGAGGUUCUAAUUUGGGUGAAGAUAUUGAAAAGCAGAAACAAAAACUUGAAGAUUGCUUGAUCAGUUACCUUACCCAGUUGAGUAAAAUGAUGGGACUAUCGCUGGCAACAAAUGAGGCACGUGUAAUGCUACAAAAGGGUGCGCGUCUUGAGCUCCAUAACUCAACCUACUAUAUCAUUCCGAAGUGGGUUAUGAUUUUCCAACGAGUUUUCAAUUGGCGCUUAAUGAGUUUAUCCAAUGGUGCAUUCUCUUCUGCUUAUAUUCUGGAGCAGCUUGACACGGAUAUUUCAAAAACAGGUCUGGACAUGUCGGGGAUUCAAGGCAUUGUAUCUUCGUCUUAUUAUUUAACUCACCCAUCUCUAGAUGAAAUGGUUGAAGUUAGCUAUGGCUCUUUUGCAUCGAGCAUGGGUCAUACAGAAGACAAGGCUUUCCAGCCUCCAUCGGCAAUGGUUUCUAAUGGUAGUACUGUACAAGCUACCAAUGCAGCCCAAAAUGGUAACUUGUCUGAGACAAACAAUGACAAUUAUAUAGAGCAUGGAUCAACUGAAACUAGCAGCAGGUUAGUGGUGGCCACGAGAGAAGCUGACAAACUGAGCAAGUUGUUGGAGCAGUGUAAUAUGUUGCAGGACAGGAUUGAUAACAAACUAUCGAUUUAUUUUUAAUGAGGUUGACUUUGGAAAGGCUACCAAGGACAGAGUGAAGAAUGAAAAACAUCUGCUAACGCCCAUGGGAGAAGAUAUUUUUUAGUUCAACAACGAAUAUCUUGAAUUUACAAGAAAUUUUUCCCCCUGGAUUCAGAUCCUGAAUGCCAUAACUUGGUGAAGGCGAUUCACAAGAGAAUCGUGCACAAUUCCGUAUAGGCAUGAAGUUUUGUAUAAUUAUGUAUUUUUGCCAAGGAGUUUUAUCCUUUUAAUGAGCUUUGUAAUUUGUUGGAGAUGUUACUUUGCAGAAUGAGGAAAUAUAAGAUCUUUACAUGUUUAUUGCC
This is a messenger RNA of Camellia sinensis, 5324 nucleotides long. Its product is annotated as SAC3 family protein B. Gene Ontology annotation, biological process: mRNA export from nucleus. Lineage: Eukaryota; Viridiplantae; Streptophyta; Magnoliopsida; Ericales; Theaceae. The record is from RefSeq and is a predicted model, not a curated record. Gene Ontology annotation, cellular component: nucleus; cytoplasm; transcription export complex 2.